Paramecium primaurelia is the source of this 943-nucleotide messenger RNA. The record is from the annotation of a GenBank genome assembly. Lineage: Eukaryota; Ciliophora; Oligohymenophorea; Peniculida; Parameciidae.
AUGUAAGACGAAAAUUAAGUAAACCAGAUGGAAGAAGAAGGAAUUAGUAAAUGCGAAGGCUAUUAUAUAAUUAAAUAUCUAGGUCAUGGAGCUUCUGCAGUGUAUAAAAUUGAUUAUAAGUCAUAAGUGUUAAAUUGGGACAAAAAGGUCAUGAAUAAGUAGCCAUUAAGCUCUUGAAGGUCAAAAAUGAAUAAGAAAGGCCACAAAAAAUAUAAAAACUAUAAUAAGAGGUUUAAAUUUUAGAACAACUUAAUAACCAUAACUAUGAUGGAAUUGUAUAACUUAAAUAUUUUAGUGAUAAUCUUACCUACAUAGUAAUUAAAUUCUUAUAAUUAGAAAAAAAAUGGAUAAAUUGUUAAUAAAAUUGGUAUGAUCUUAGAAUUUGGAGAAAAAGGUAGUAUGAAUUCGUAUUUGCUAACACUUAAAAGAUUUAACGAACAAGCUUCAAGAUUUUAUUUUCGUUAAUUGAUGACAGCUUUAGUUUAUAUGAAAGGUCUUAACAUUUGCCAUUUGGAUUUAAAACCAGAUAAUAUUUUGUUUGACUCAGAUUUUAAUUUGAAAAUUGCAGAUUUUGGAUUUUCUAAAUAAGCAAAUGGCUUGAUAAACGACUUCUUUGGAGGAACUAAAAGUAUAUUUACAAUUUAAAAUUUUAGAUUAUAUGGCACCUGAACUUUGGGAUAGAAUAGCCUAUGAUGGAUCAAAAGUUGAUGUUUUUGCUGCUGCAUAAAUAUUAUUUACAAUGAUAACUGGUUGUUUUGCUUUUAGCUAUUGUCAAGAAUAACUAUAUAAUCUAAUUUAAUAGAAUGAUUAUGCCUAAUUUUGGAAUAUUUAAAAUAAAUAACAUUAAACACUAUUUCCAUAAGGAUUUCCAGAUGAUUUUAAGUAUUUUAUAUUGUUCUAUAUUUUAAGAGAUCUNAUUAAUAUUUAUUAAUUUAUUAUAUGA